UAGCAUUCUACUUAAUCGUUUCCUGGCAACCGAGGUAAAGUUUGUUUACAUGUUUGAUCGAUAAAACAAUUUAAACAAACACAUUUUUGAACAACUCUCUGAAGAGAAGAACUUUUUUGUUCAAAAAAAUGUCUAAAACCAUAACUGAAGACCCUGAUUUCAAAAAUUUUGAAUCAAAAGUCAAUCAAGUUAUGCAGAUUCUUGAAAACAUGAAUUCGGGGGAUCCUGUGAUGGAGGCAGCUGCGAUGAAGAACGCCGAUAAUUUUCUUGACGGGAAAUCCAAGGACUUUAGUGACAUUGAUGAAGAUAAUUUUAUUGUAAAAGUGCGAGAAAAUCGUACCUUAAUCAAUAAAAGCGGUGGUGGUGGAUCCGAUGCCGACACACCAAAUGGCCAAAUGGACAAGUUUACAUUCAUGCAACAAAUCGAACAGGACGCAGCGAAAAGAAAUGAAGUACGACAGGAGCGUGAAAAAAUAGCUCAACAUUUUCGAAAAUUAGGAAAUGAUGCCUAUCAUAAACAAGAAUUCGAAAAAGCUAUUAAUAUGUUUACAAAAGCUAUAGAUCAUGUUAAGGAUAGUCCAAUUCUUUAUAAUAAUCGGGCACUCAGUUAUAUGAAAUUAAAAGUACAUAAAAGAGCAAUUAUUGAUUGUGAUUUUGUCAUUAAUAAAUUGGACGAUAAGAAUUUACGUGCUUGGUUAUAUAGAGCAGCAGCUUAUUACAAAUUGGGAGAUGAAAAGAAUUUCGAGACUAGCAUUAAAUGGGCAAAGAAAAAUAAUUCCAAGGAAUUGGAAACAAUUGAGAAAUUUGUUGCAAAUGUAAAGAAUGAACAAUUUUGAAAUACAAAAAUUAUUUAUUUAA
Episyrphus balteatus (marmalade hoverfly) is the source of this 858-nucleotide messenger RNA. RefSeq names its product tetratricopeptide repeat protein 12. Gene Ontology annotation, molecular function: protein binding. The transcript has 4 exons. Lineage: Eukaryota; Metazoa; Arthropoda; Insecta; Diptera; Syrphidae. The record is from RefSeq and is a predicted model, not a curated record. The coding region runs from base 129 to 836 and encodes 235 amino acids.